Messenger RNA from Trypanosoma brucei brucei TREU927, 1803 nucleotides. RefSeq lists its product as hypothetical. NCBI's taxonomy places the organism in Eukaryota, Euglenozoa, Kinetoplastea, Trypanosomatida, Trypanosomatidae. Gene Ontology annotation, cellular component: endoplasmic reticulum. The transcript has a single exon. The record is from RefSeq and is a predicted model, not a curated record. Gene Ontology annotation, molecular function: lipid binding. The coding region runs from base 1 to 1803 and encodes 600 amino acids.
AUGGAUACUCUCUUUUAUUUUCCUGUUGGAUGCCUUAUUGGCGCUGUUUGUGUAGUUAUAUGUUACCUCUUUGGCAUGGAGUGUCCGGUAUUUGUUGGUUCCACCGUCAAGGGCGCCGCAUGCUUUAUGGUGCAGAAGCUUACUAACUGUGAUGUUUCCCUUUUACGCAGCAGCACAUUAUUCAUACCAUCUGAUAGUUCCUCUUUUUCUUUUGUCCCGAAUCAUGGGAUUGGAUCAGCUGCCAGGAGGUCGCUGUAUGGCAGGAAUGAUAAUGAGAUUAAAAAUCCACUGAUGACACAACGAUGCCAGAGUCCUCACUCGGCGGGAUCGACUUUAUCACCGGAACGGUUAACAGUCAUGUGCCAACUGGCCAUGUGCCAUGAAGAUGAGGAGGAUUAUGUUGUGAGGAACUGCCACCUGGUGAUGUCGGAAUCGUUUAUGAUGUUAUACGAAGUGCUUUCUUCACAUAGCGUUGGAAACCAUGAACGUGCAAUUACAAAUGAACGUUUUAUUGGCCGCAUACAGAUGGACCGAGUGGUAUCCCGGGCGAUUUAUGUGAGCUCGGCGGAUAAGCGCUCCCUUCGCACCGGUGGGUUGCAUGGGCACAUGUUGAUGCUCACAACUCAUUCGGGCGAUGACGGUCUCUUCUUUGAGGCUGAAGAUGGUGAAUGUGGUAUAGAGGAGGAGGAUCCAUCAUUGGGUGUGACGGUGCGUGGCAGUAAAUGGUGGGAUGCAAGUAGUAAAACCCUUCAUGAUGUAAUGUUAGGGAGGAGGAGGAGCAGUGGGUUGGUAGGUGUCACUAAGAGGGAUGAGUCAGUUGAAAAACUCAGCAACUCGGCUAGUCUUCGUGCAUCUGUCGGCGGACAUGGGGAGAAUUCAUGCAGUGACCACGUUGGUGGGGGGAGUCCAUGGGAUGAAGAUAAUGGUAGUGAAGAGCCCGACCCCGAUGCCAAAGGAACAUCACAGAUGUAUAUAUUUUUGAAGUUUCGCUACGCGCGGGAGCAAGAGCGGGUGCACAAUCUCCUUGUGGGAAUGCACGAAGCGGUGCAUUGGCACGAGUACUUGCAGACAAUCCCAACACCUAAUGCCUUCAAUGUCUUUCUGUCACGCGUGAUAUUUCAAAGUCUGCGUAGUACGGCGCUCGCCAACUUUAUUCGUGAGAAGAUCCAAAAAUCAUUGGACAUCAUGGCCGUCAAAAAGUUCCCGAGAGGGCUUGAAGGUCGGAUUCUUCUCGAUGACGUUGCCCUAAACUCUGAGGUUCCUGUCAUUAGCAAUGUAACGGAUCCACUUAUUUUGGCGAAGGGUGAAAUGAUGUUCGACCUCGACAUAUUGUACCGUGGUGGUGCCUCGCUUCUGUUUCGAUCGUGUUUGACGUAUCGUGGUGUUCGCAUUCCCCACGUUACACUUUAUGUGAAACUCGUGCGGGCAGAGGCGCGGCUGCGAGUGAGCGUUGGUCCGCCACCCAGCAAAGUGUUUUGGGUUGGCUGCCUCGCUCCACCGGAUGUGCAAUUGGAGGUGAGUCAAGGCAUGGAAAGCGGUCAUGGCUUGCUUCAUCGCCUCCUCACCUCACUGCCUAAUUUGAGCGGUAUCGUAACGAAACUUCUCAAAUUGUACCUCUUGCAUGAGAUGAUGUUGCCACUGAUGGAUGACUUUCCACUGCCUAAUGUUGAGGACACACCUCCCGUUACACCGCGAGAUGAUGGCAAGAAGACGUGGAAUGUUCCGUUUUGUAGAAGGGAGGCGAUGAGGUACAUUCAGGAGCAUAUGAACAUACACUGGUUUCAGGAGGCGGGUGAUCAUUAG